Messenger RNA from Mesorhabditis belari, 1152 nucleotides. The record is from the annotation of a GenBank genome assembly. Lineage: Eukaryota; Metazoa; Nematoda; Chromadorea; Rhabditida; Rhabditidae.
AUGGACGACAAUCCAUGUGGAGUCGACAAGGUGUACGCAGAACUCACACGGCUCACGCCAACGAUGAAUAAGGUCAAAGAGGAAAACGCAGACUUGGAGGCAAUUCGAGAAAAGGACUAUCAAUUCUAUUGUCCUCAACAACACUUCAUGGAAAACGAUACCUGUCAGGCUCUGUACAACGAUGCGGAAGACGUUGAUGGUUGUUUUUCUCAUCUCGAAAACAUCAAGAAGGAAUCGAGUGAAUUCAUCGAUGUGGAUGGAUUUUCCGAGGAGAACAUAAAGGAUGGCUUUGACUUGUUCGCAAAUGUGAAGCAAGAAGUGCAUCCUUCUGAUGAACACGACGAAAUGAAGCCUCGGAUUAUCGCGAGAAAUCAACUCAAGCAUUUUCUCGAGGAGGAAUUUGGCCAAAAGGAGGGCGGAAAGUGGCGUUCACUCUUUCCAGAGUUUCCAACCUUUGAGGAGUGGUUUGAGCUUGGCGAUUUUACGAAUCGGCACAAAACGCGGGAUCAUGACUAUUGCUUGGCGAUUGAUGACACUAUCAAAUCGGUCGUUAUGGUUCAAAUGAAAGAUUUGUCAAGACAAUAUUUGUACAUUAGUGACGUGCCGACUCGUUUGCGCAACUCGUUCAUGUCAGUAAAUAGUGUCAAGGAGGAAGAUGACAAUACGUAUUGUUGCUGCUGCCACAUGUACUACCGACCUUUCUGUCUUCUUCAUCCAAUGUUUUUGAUGAGCACACCAACCAUACGUGGUUCUGACGCUAAAGCCACUUGUCCACCUUACUUGAAAAUCAAAAAGUCGAAGAUACCUGGAGCCGGACAAGGAGUGUUUGCAAAAGAGCAUUUGGCAAAGAAUCUCGUCUUUGGGCCGUAUGAAGGAGAAAUUCAUUUUAAUCGUCGACGCUCGGAUCGGAGUUCAUAUUCGUGGGAAGUCCGCAUUGGAGAACAACAUUUUUUUGUCGAUGCUCUGGAUCCAAUGAAAUCGAACUGGAUUCGUUUCAUCAACUCGUAUUCGGAGGGAUUCAAGCAGAACAUGGUCGCUUUCCAAUUUCGUUGGCGCAUCUAUUACCAAGUGAUUGCACCGAUCAAGCCGGGCGAAGAGCUCCUCGUCUUUUAUGGAGAAAAUUUCAAACUCAACAGAAAGCGAAACGCUCUU